UAGAUCAAUCUACCUCCCUUUUUUUUUCCUUUCUUCUUCUCAUCACAUUCGCUUGGAUAAGAAGAUGACUAUGCUGCCACUUUCUUCAUGCUGCUGCUACUACUACUACCCUUCUUCAACAUUCUUACUGAACGAUGCCUCUGACUUCAAUGGUCCUCUGUUUCUGGCUGCUCGGUUUGAUUUCACCAAACCGUGAAUUUGAUUUUGAAACUUGACUCGGUUUGAUUAUAGUCUACAGAAAUUAAUAUACAAAUAACCAAUCAUUCUCAUGUUUGCGAAUGGUGUCAAUAUUACAAAUCCCAUAGGCCAUAGUCGUUAUCUUUGAAAGUAAACAGUUAACUAUGAUUAGUUUUGCAAGAUAUAAUAACAGUUGGUCAAUGUAAUCCAAGUGACUUGGUCCACGUUACAACAGUUGAAUAUGAUGAUUACUGUUUUUAAAAUAGAAAUUUUUCUGAAUAUAAUAAAUGCAUGCAAUGGACUGGAGCUUUAGAAUCCAAGUCGUAACGAACAAGUAAAAUGGAGUCGUCGUCGUCGUGGAUCAUACCCGGCUUGACGGACGACGUCGCGGCGCUCUGCCUUUCACGAAUCCCGCGCUCAAACUUCCGUCUCCUUUCUCAGGUAUGCCGGCGAUGGAAGACAUUCCUCAGGAGCGAGCAUUUCACCGCCGUUAGAAAGUUGACCGGGAGGAUGGAGGAGUUCAUGUGUGUUCUGAUGGAAGAUAAGCCUGGCACAAGCGUGUACUGGGAAGUUUUCGACAGCUCGGGGAACAAACUGGGACCGAUCCCUAACAUCCCUGACCCUGGGCCACUGAAGUGGGGCUACGGCGUCACGGUGCUUAACGAGAAGAUCUUGUUCAUCGGUGGAUUUACGGGGAAUAUUGGCACUCCCCAUGCUUCCCCUGAUGUUUACGAGUUCAGUCCUGCUACUAACAGCUGGAGAAAACUGGGAGACAUGAACAUACCACGUUACAGCUUUUCAUUAGCUGAAGUGGACGGCCUUUUGUAUGUGGUCCAAGGCUUUAGCAAUGAUGGUUAUUGCCUUUUCAACACUGAAGUAUACAACCCGAAAACCAACCAAUGGAGCCUUAUGGAUGGUCCAAACAUCCAGGUCGCCAUUGGUUUUGCAUUCUCCUUCAAGUCCAAACUCUACGUUUUAGACAAUGGAACGGCCACAAUCGACAUGUAUGACACCAAAACGAAGACAUGGGAAAUGUUAGAAUCAAAUGAAUUAGCGGCUGUUUAUUCCUACACUGUUGUGAGGAACAAAGUGUAUUUCCUGGACAGCGAAAGGCCUGGACGUCUGGGAGUGUUUGAUCCAGAGGAGAACUCAUGGACCAGGGUGUUUGUGCCUACAGAGCCGAGAGGUUUCCAGUCCAAAUUGGGGCAAUGGAACAAUAAAGUUCUGCUGUUUUUACGGGGUUCUGUUGGUAAGACCAUAAUUAAUGAUUUUAAUAAAGAGGAAGGGUCCGAGUGGAGAGACUGUGAUCAGAUUAAACUAUCUGGUUAUCACGUCUACAGUGUUCUCAUCAAGUUCUGAUUCCCCCUUCGACUUCAUCCUUUUCUCUAGUGUGUGUGUGUGUGUCUGGUCACAAUGCCCCCUCAACUUUGUCAAUGAUUCCUACAUGUUUGGUGUGUAAUGAACAAACAUUAAGUUUUGAUAUGGUUUGUAUUUACAAUUGUUGGUAUGAAUA
Messenger RNA from Brassica napus (rape), 1690 nucleotides. Its product is annotated as putative F-box/kelch-repeat protein At1g27420. NCBI's taxonomy places the organism in Eukaryota, Viridiplantae, Streptophyta, Magnoliopsida, Brassicales, Brassicaceae. The transcript has 3 exons. The record is from RefSeq and is a predicted model, not a curated record. The coding region runs from base 517 to 1536 and encodes 339 amino acids. Gene Ontology annotation, molecular function: protein binding.